This is a messenger RNA of Ostertagia ostertagi, 1338 nucleotides long. The record is from the annotation of a GenBank genome assembly. Lineage: Eukaryota; Metazoa; Nematoda; Chromadorea; Rhabditida; Trichostrongylidae.
AUGCGUACAAACAUUCUUUUAGCCCUCGAUACCCGUAGGGCAAGACAAGACGGCUCAUACCCGCUUAUUAUGAGGCUCGGCCACCAACGCCGCACAGCGCCUAUUUCUUUAGAUAUUUAUCUGCAAGCAAAGGACUGGAACGAAGAAAAGCGCCUUGUCCGUAAUUCUUACAGUAAUGGCGAUGAAACAGCCACCCGACUUAAUAACAGGCUUGCGAAACAACGAGCGAAAGCUAUUGACCUGAUUGAAAAACUUGAAGCCGCGCAAAAGUUGCAAGGAAUGAAGGUUUCGGAAUUGAAAGCUUUCAUUGAAAAAUACAUCGACAAGGAAGAAGAAGACCCGGUCGCUAUAGAGCAAAAGGAACAAGCGCCCAAACCGGCGACAUUCUUUGAGCACAGCACACAGAUUAUUGCUGGACUGACGGAGGCAAAGCGCUUAGGCACCAGAGACAGCUAUCAGGAUGCCGUUGGCGCUGUUGAAAAAUUUCACGGCAGCAAGGAAUUGACGUUUGAGCAAAUCGACUAUGAGUUUCUGAUGCGCUUUGAAAACAAGUAUUACGCGAAGGGCAAUACAGCUAAUGGACUUGCGGUUUAUAUGCGCUCAAUCCGGGCAGUUUACAAUAGCGCCAUCAAAGCGAAGAUCGUAGCCAGGGAUUUAUAUCCCUUCCGUGAUUAUAAGAUCAAGACCACGCCAACACGCAAGCGUGCUUUAAGCUUGGAACAGCUUAACCGGAUCAUAAAUCUGGUGCUGGACAAGGACGAUCCGUUAUUCAGUGCCCGGAACUUUUUCGUCGGCAGCUAUAUGAUGUACGGCAUGAACUUCACUGACAUGGCGUAUCUGACAGAGGCAAAUAUUGUGGAUGGCCGUAUUCAGUAUCGCCGGAAUAAAACAAGCAAGCUCUACGACAUAAAGAUCAUCCCGGCAUUGCGUACAAUCUUAAAUCACUAUCGUAAGCAAAGUUCAGGGACAGCACACGUUUUCCGUAUCAUUAAACGCACUAGUGCAGAAGAACAACGCCGUGACAUCGAAUGGGCCAGGAAGCGCUAUAACAAGAAGCUGAAAGAGAUUGCGAAGCUUUGCGGUAUUUCCGGCAAUCUGACCAGCUAUGUGAGUCGCCACACCUUUGCAACGCAAGCCAUGCUGCGGAAAAUUCCAUUGUUGGCGAUCAGCGCCAUGCUUGGACAUUCCAGCGUUAAAACGACACAGAUUUACUUGCAGGAUUUGCCGACGCAGCAACUGGAUGACUACAACGAACAAAUUUUGUAUGGCGGUCAGGAAAAGAAAAAAGUGAGACAAAUAAAACACCAAUUACAAAAAGCAGAUGUUGCAGUAGCAUAG